AUGGUUUAUCUUCCACCACCUCAAUUCGCGUCGGCGUCACGUCCAUCUUAUGCCGAAGCCUACAAUGGCAUCCUCGCUGCCCACCGCCGGUCACCUCUCACAUCUGCCGCUUCGGUAAUUAUACUUGUUGCGCCAGAUGUCGACGCGCUAUGCGCAGCUCGCAUGCUAGAAGAGUUGCUCAUGCAGGACGACGUGACCCAUCGCACAAUCCCUGUCUCUGGUAUUGCAGACCUAGAACGCAUGAGAGACGAGUUGAUGUCAUAUACCGAGCUGCACACACUCAUAUUGCUCAACAUGGGCGCAAUUCUGGAUCUCCCCUCGGCCGAGUGGUUCGGCGAUUUCACGACAAAGCUCAGUGUCCACAUCAUCGACUCUAGUCGUCCACAAAAUCUCUCGAGUCUCUUUGGAGGCGGCGACAACGGAGAACGAAUAGUCGUGUGGGAUGACGGAGGUGCUGAGAAUUUGGAGGAAGAGCGAAAGGCCUGGGAGGCCCUUGCAUAUGAACCAGAGCCAGACUCAGAUGAGGACUCAGAAGACGACAGCGUGCCCGAAGAGAAUGAGGAAGAAGAUGAGGAAGAGUACGGAGGGAGCAGUUCGUCAGGUAAGCGGAGAUCGCUGGGAGAUGGCAGUCGCAGUCCCGGUAAACGUCGGAAGCGUCCACAUCGAAUAUCUCGAGAACUGCGUGAUCAAUAUCAUGCAAGACUAGACAAGCAUUACAUGACUGGUACCUGGUAUGGCCAGAGCGCUGCAUCUACCGUCUAUAUCCUUGCCACGGUUCUCGAGCGCGUCGACAACGACCUUCUGUGGUUAGCCGUAUUGGGCUUGACCUACCAGUACAGCACAUGUCGAAUAUCGCGAGACGAGUACGAGAAGUAUCAUUCAAUAUACAAUGACGAAGUCUCGCGCCUUAAUCCUCCGCCUCCAAAUAACGACACCCAGGGCUUAGCCGCGUUGAAUGCCGACGACAUGUCAUUACGUUCGACGGACGAGCUUCGCUUUGCACUGUUCCGACAUUGGACACUUUACGACGCAAUGUUCCACUCUAGCUACGUCGCGAGCAAACUGGGGAUAUGGAAAGAGCAGGGAAGAAAACGGCUCACUGGCCUCUUGGCCAAGAUGGGCUUCUCGAUACCGCAAACCCAGCAGCCGUAUUCUCACAUGGACAUGGACUUGAAACGAGAGCUGCGGACGAAGCUCGACGCCAUCGCGCCCGAAUACGGCAUGGUUGACCUCACCUACCCGUCCUUCGUUCGCUGCUACGGCUACCAUAUGCAGCCACUCUCUGCCGCCGAUGCAGUGGAGGUACUCGAAGCACUGCUUGAUGCCGCUACCGGUGUGCGAAUAGAGGUCGAGGUUGAGGGAGCGAGGAACGGCGGAGAGUGGUUCGGUGGUGGACAUGGUGAUUGGUGGGUAACGCGUAAUUUCUGGAACGCCUGGGAUGCGCUCAAUGACGUCACGCGCCUGCGGGAAGCACUCUUCCUCUCAAUGUCCAUCAACCGCGCUAUUAUCCGCACGGGGUCAUCUAUCAUCGACAAGAACGAUAUUCGGACGAUCAAAGGUCAUCGCGUUGUCCAGCUCAAACAAGGCCCCGAUCUUGUCCUAUUCACCCGCCCGGGUGUGCUCUUUCGCCUUGGCCUCUGGCUCGUGGACGCCCUCCGCGAUCGCGUCGGCGGCGUCAACAUAGGACGGCGAACCAAAAAGAAGACCUUGCCGAUUAUCCUAGCAUGUCUGAACGAACAGGCGCGGACAUAUAUCGUCGUUGGCAUCAACGCUGCGCUCGAUUUUGGAGAUGUCAAGAAAAACGAAUUCGGCCUCGCAUUUUUGGAUGCCAAAGAGGACUCGGGUGCCCGGACGAGACACAGCACUUUUGACACGAGUAUUCUCGAGGUGAAUGAGGUGGACUUCGACAAGUUCCUCGUGGAGGUUUACAGGACAAGGGACAAGUAUUGA
Messenger RNA from Heterobasidion irregulare TC 32-1, 1950 nucleotides. RefSeq lists its product as uncharacterized. The transcript has 9 exons. Gene Ontology annotation, molecular function: single-stranded DNA binding; DNA replication origin binding; chromatin binding. Lineage: Eukaryota; Fungi; Basidiomycota; Agaricomycetes; Russulales; Bondarzewiaceae. The record is from RefSeq and is a predicted model, not a curated record. The coding region runs from base 1 to 1950 and encodes 649 amino acids. Gene Ontology annotation, biological process: double-strand break repair via break-induced replication; DNA replication initiation; mitotic DNA replication preinitiation complex assembly. Gene Ontology annotation, cellular component: DNA replication preinitiation complex.